Molecule: messenger RNA, 3124 nt
Organism: Anopheles arabiensis
Lineage: Eukaryota; Metazoa; Arthropoda; Insecta; Diptera; Culicidae
Exons: 11
Coding region: 211-2526 (771 amino acids)
Biological process (GO): proteolysis
Molecular function (GO): serine-type endopeptidase activity
Source: RefSeq, a predicted model, not a curated record
GUCAAGGUCAUAACGUUGUUCUUUAUCUCUAUAAACAAAUUAAAAAAAACUGGUUAAAAGAUCCUGAUUUCAUGUUUUCUUUUCACCAAAUUUUUCAUCUUUUGUUUUCGAUGUUAGAUUUUCGGCAACCAGUUUCUAAUCAAGCUUUGCAGCUAAAAAGUUGGAUCCAACGCUCGUUGUCAUUCGUGCGCAAGCCGUCGAGUAGUGAAGAUGUUCGAUUCACCUAUGUUACGCGUUGUGCUUGUGGUUUCAGCUUUAACAUUACCACGUGCAUUUGCUGAUGAUCUUGUACCAAAUCAGAGAACAUCACUUCAUGAUUGCGGAAAACUAUUCAGAACAACAUAUGAACCCAAGUCUCAAUUUCUGUUAGCGUUACCCUUUGAAUCGCCACAUGCAGCUUUGAUUGUUGAGGAGGAAUCGUAUACCAUGCAAUGCAUGGGAUCAUUGAUAACGGAAAACGUAAUUCUAGGUGCUGGUUACUGCAUCCCGGACAAAAGUGCGUCUUACCAAGCUUUGUUCACAGAAGAUCCUUGGUAUGAUAACCAUCAUAUUGAGCAAAACCUCAAGAUUGUUAACUUCUCAGUUCAUCCGAGUUACAAAAACAGUUCCAGCAUCGACAACAUUGCUCUUAUGAAGCUGGAGAAAAAUGUUAACAUUAAUACGCAUGUUAUUCCAGCCUGUUUAUGGCCCAAAGAAGCUGCCAAUAAGCUGUACUAUCCAUUUUUUGAUGAUGUUUCCAAAAAAAUUAAAAAGGAGCCCCUGUUCCCGAUUGACACUUCGAAAUGUGCAACAAACUUGUUAUUUGCAACGCGAACUGGUGAAUAUAUAUUAGAAAAACAAUGUGAUGAGUACGAGAGCAUAGAACAAUGUUCGCCAUCGACCAGCGGACUGGUAGAAAUGAGAUUGUCUCAUGAUGGUAAAAUCGUUCCAUUGUUAGUAGGAAUACAAUGCACCGCAAAGAAUGUGUAUGCAUACAUUCCGAUACUCAAGUUCCGUGACUGGAUCACUGCGACUCUUGAGACCUUUGGAGAAUCUAAGGCAACGACGUACCUUUCCGAUCCGGACAUUUGUAUGAAGCGUUACAAGCAUUUACGAGAGCAUACGAACAAUUACAUUGAUGAUGGGGAUUUUUUGACUGAGGAUGAUUUUGAUCCGAAUAAGAAUAAAAUGCCGUUCAACUCCCAUACCGUAAAGUUGCUUUGGACAGACGAGUUGGCAACAAAUGUGUUAUCUUGCUACGGUGCACACGUAGAGCCUGACGCGAUCAUUACACUGGCACGAUGUACUUCAUAUUUGGGGAUUCCUCCUUCGAAGGUGUUGUUUUAUGAUUUAUCGGAACUGAACAUUCGCGAAAUCAUCGUUCAUCCCAACUACACGCGCACUGCCGAGCCCAAUUAUAACGAUGUUGCUGUUGUGAAACUAGAAUCUCCAGUCAAAUUCAUUCCAACCAUCUGUGGCUGGUAUGGCGAAAUUGAUUCAUCAUACGAGCUUGGAGUAAAAGCAGUAGUAACUGAGAAGUUUCAAACUGAUUAUAAAAAAUCAUCUACAACAUUAGUAACAACCCUAGAGAAAAACAAACAGUGCUUUAAUGUACUGCGCGAACGAUACCAACUGCCACAAGACACGCUGGAUAAGUAUUUGUGUCUGCACUACGAAUCGUCCUCGGCACUAAGCUCCUACCAGAUACAGUUGGGUGCUCCAAUACAUUCAAUCCCCCGUGUACAUGUAUAUGUAGUAGGACUGAAUCUUGUUGGGGGUGACACCGACGUAGACACUCCGAUUAUUGGAAUACGGCUUAGCACUCAUAGAGCAUGGUUCGAGUCGGUCUUGCUACCUUCGCAGAAGAAACAUAACACAGACAUGUCCUUUGAUGCACUGACAUAUGUUAACACUGAUCUUCACUAUUCCGACAAAUGUGGAUACUCCGAUGGAGUCACAGGAACGUGUGCAGACAUUACAAACUGCCACACCAUCAAAAAACGGCUAGAAGAUAGCAAGCUUAUCACUUUUUGUACGAACAGCACGGUAGUUUGUUGUCCACAGCAAUCGAUAAGCUCGACAGAAAAAGAUCUACGGGAAUGUCCACAGUAUUACAGCCAUUUACGACAAGAACGACAUGCCAAGUCGAUGGAGGACAGUUCGUUGGAUAAACAAUCCCCUCACCUGGUUGAAAUAGGAUGGAUACACACUUCACAUGAAUUCUUUGACUGUAUCGGAUACCUCAUCACAACUCGCGAUAUUAUUACAUUGGCCUCCUGUCUCAGGAAAGGAUCCGCACCAGAAGUAGUGCGUUUUGGCGGCAUAUGGCCAAGAAAUGGUUCUGAACCAACAUUUGUUCCCAUUGACAAAAUAGAGUACCAUCCAAAGUACAAAAAAACUAGAAAAGCACACAACUUUGCCCUUGUGACGUUGGCAUUGGCAUAUGAGCCAAACUGGAAUAUCUUCCCUGGAUGCAUUUGGUUGAACAAGACGCACUUUCCUACGCAUCAAAAAGUGUGGAUCGAGCAUGAACAACAGCGACUGUGAAACUUAUUUGAAGCACUCGGUUCCAGACUCGACAGCCUGCAUGUUUCUCAAACAGUGGACUUGUGCUUCUUAUUACAACCCAAUACUUAAAGAGGCUUCGCCGAAAUGUGUGGUACAAUAUCAACAAAAGCUGUUAACAAAAAUUAAACAGAAUAGUUACAUAUUCGAAGGUCCAAUUAUAUCGCAGCAAUUGGAAAAAACCGAUGAAUACAUUGAAUACUUGAUGAGCAAUUAUAACGAUCAUCUCGUUUCAGAAAAUUGGGGUAAAUCAAUUGUAAUCGGAACGGCACAGCGUGUAACGUCGGAAAAGGAUUGGAUUGUGUCGGUACUUGAUUCUAACAGACUUUGUACUCAAUGAUCAUGUGACACAAUUCAUUUAAAAAAUACUUAAUCGAAAAAUAUUAAAAUAAAUGAGCAUUCAUUGUGCUACAGCAAAAUUUGCAAUACAAAACAGUAGCGAACAUAAUCGGCUGUAUCGGGGUGGUCGUUCGUUCCCGGGAACGUUCGCCGCGACGCUCAUUUUCACUCAUUUCAUAGCCCUCUAUGAUCAAAAAUUAGAAAAACGUCUAGAUUUUGUUCUGCCCAAUCUAGUGGUACA